AUUUCCUCUCAGAGACAAAUUAUAGUAAACACGUGCCUAUCUUUGGUACAACAGUAGUUUCUGUCUGAGCAUUCCUGCACAGUGUUGAAAUGUUUUUGGUAGAUCUUCAAGCAUUUCCCAUCUGAGGCUUUUUUCCUCCAUAGUAAUCCUGCAGAAAGAUAAACCUGAAAACUUGUUGGUAACACAUUCAAACAAGUCACAUCUAGGUAUAUAACAGCGAGAGAAUGAAGAAAAAAUUUUGGGUGGUCUAACAAGCAUUGAAAAGAAACAAAUUCUUUUUCUAACACAGUAGGCCCACAAAAGCUAAACUGACUGAAGAACACUGGGUUUUCUUACCAAGGCAGAGCAAGAUGUUACCACCUGUCUAGAGGAUAUUCAUAAUAAUCCCUUAAAAAGUACUGGAAAACAACUUUUUUUUUUUUUUUAAUUAAAAAUACAGUCACACUGUUAAAUUAUCACAUUGGCCAUAUUCACUGUUUUUCAAGUAUUACUGUUGGAGGGUAAUUUUCUCACAAAUGGGAUGGGACCACCGGCUGAAGCUUUUAUUUCAGGCACCAGUCUCAGCUACAGACACAGGAGAUGGCACAAGCUCACGUCUACCACAAGCAGCUCCAAAAUCUCUUUGUUACAGAACAUUUUAUAAGUUUUUCACGCAAUAGCAUAUUGCUAAAACUUACAGACAGUUGUUCUAGCCAAACAUUAAAAGCACAUGUACACCUCCAAACAAUGCUUGUUUGCUUUCUAUUAACAGUUUGUUAUAUUCUAUUACUAAGCUUAAAACCUUCUACUAUUUUGUAAGCUUGUUUUUCUGCAGUCUUAAGGUCCAGCUUAGCCAAGCCUAACAACUCAACUAUUGUUUCAUGUCCUUGCAUAUUGUACCUUCUUUACUUUUAGGCUUUGCAGCUGCAGCUAGCUCUAAGUUCUCUGCUUUUUCUCUCAUGAGGCCUAUUUUCACAGCUUCUGAAAGUCCUCUUACCUUUACUGUUUCCCACAUAUUAUGUUCAAAUGACAUUUUUCAGAGCAUAUACAAAGAAAUAUUCAGAAUGCCUAAGUACCUUCCCCUGCCUUGGCACAGAUUCUCUUCAGAAGCAGCCAGGACUGGGAGAUACUGGAAUUGCUCACCAGAGAGUAUUGCCAUGUCGCUGUCACAAAAAGUCAAUCUCAGACAACUUCCUGUGCCCAAACCUCACCUUAAGAGCUUACCAUGUGUUUUAUAUAAACCAAAAAUACUUUAUUACUGGAUUAUUAUUUUAUUACCAAAAAUAUUUGUUUACUGGAAUUGUUUUGAAACACAAAAUGGAAUAAAAUUCCUAAGUGCCUAAACAUCUUAGGCAUUAAUUUGAAUAGUUUUGCAUGGCACAUAUCUCAGUUCUUUAGAGUACAGCUGAAAGAAACCAUAUAAUAAUUUUCUUAGAGAAGGGGAAUGGAACCAGGUUUUUUCCUCAUUUAUUCCUAUCAAUGGAAUAUUGAGCACAAGAACGUAGUGUAUAAAAUAUAUUGAUCUUGGACAUGAAAAUGUUGGAAAGACAGGCAUACAUUAAAGGUGGCUGUGGGUUAAACUUGAUGAACUACAUCUGCAAGCCUUCCCCCCUCAGCAUUUUCUCUAGUCUGGGUAAGAGGGGGAGGUGCAUACAGUGUUCCAGGAAUGACCAGAGGAUAUCAGGAAGCACAGUAGUGCUAAGACAAUUUAAAAAAAAAAUAAAUUGGAUUCCAGCUUUUGAGGUCACUUUAUCUGGCAGUAGUGCAGUAGGAUUCCUGAGGGUGCUAUCCUACUGUAAAACCAACUUAGAGCCGCCCAUUUGCUAUUGAAGAGCAGCUCAAGCAGGACAUAGCCCUUGUUGCUGAGAUGCACCCAAAAGGGUGGGUUUAGCUUUGUUAGUGAAGCUUGUUUUCCACUGCGUUAUCUGCUUGCUUGAACAUCAUUUCCCCGUAGUUAUCGAUUUCCUGCUUGUGCAUGAAAUUCAUGUGUCAAUUCACUUCCUGACUCCCUAAGCUUAUUUUCCUUUUCUUAAAACCAAAAGCCAGUGAAAAUCGAACUGUUCUGCAGCUGCUGAAUUAUUCUCUACAUCAUGUCUUUACCAAUGCUGAGGGGCUGCAUCGUGCAGCUGCUUAUAGGAACUGCACUUGAGAUCAUCCCACUGAGUGGAUGGCGAGGGACGCUGUGUAAGUCCCUGGGUAUUAACACCGUGGGAAGAGGGAAGAUCUUUCAAUUCCAGUCUUUCUUAAAAAGAUGUAGUAUAUAAAAUGUUCCAGUUACAUAAAGGGAGGACAACAGGGGCUGCAGCAGAAGAGGAGCUGUGUGAGUCAGAAAAGGAAAAGAAAGACGUGCUGUGGUGGCUAAGGAUCGACCCCCAGCCCCUCUCGUGGCAGGUCUAGUGCCUGCUGGAGCCUCUGUCUCAUCUGAGAUGCCACCUCAGCAGCCCAAGCCCGCCCAGCUCCAGCAUCCGCCACCACCACGUCCUGCUCCGCUACCCCUCAGAGGAAAGGGGCUGGAGAGCUGCGGACCCGCUCUGGGCCACGUCCCUCCUCGCUACCUGCAUCGGGGCUCGGCUGGGCUCGGCUGGGCUCGCCUUGCUUCGGCUCAGUUCGGCUCCAUUCGGCUGGGCUAGCCUUGUUUCGGCUCCAUUCGGCCCGGUUUGAUUCCAUUCGGCUCCCUUUGGCUCCAUUGGGCUGGGCUCGCCUUGCUUCGGCUCAGUUCGGCUCGGUUCGGCUCCAUUGGGCUGGGCUCGCCUUGCUUCGGCUCCGUUCGGCUCGUCUGGCGUUCGGGGAGAGAGAUGUCGUUGAAACCAUUCACCUAUCCAUUGCCUGAAACAAGGUUUCUUCAUGCUGGCAGGCAUGUGUACAAGUUUAAAAUCCGGUAUGGCAACUUCAACAGUUCUCCCAAUCUCAGUCUCACUGAAAGUGCUGCCAAGGAGUCAGAGGAAGUUUUUCGAGUAAUCCUUGGAAAUCUUGAUGAUUUACAUCCAUUUUCUACAGACCACUUCACUGUCUUUCCAUAUUUGAGUAAAUGGGAGCGAGUAUCAAAGAUGAAAUUCAAACAUGAGAAUGUCCAUCUUGUGCCUUAUCCCUACAUUUGUAAGUUGUACCUAGAAUUGAACUCAUUUCAGCGAAGUAUAUCUUGUGGUAAAGAAGUAAAAAAGGGCAGUGAUAAGCUUGUCAGGAGAAGAAACGAAGUGUCAGAAAGUACUGCAACGAAAGAAGCAGUGAAGAGGAGAAGAGUGGAAGUCAGAGAUGAUAUCUCAUGCCCACAAUCAUGUAUGGACAGGUCAGUUGACUCCAAAAGAGUCUCCCAGGACACAUAUUAAUAUUUUUAAUGUCUCUUGUACCUUCUUCAUGUUUCAUUUCUGUGCAAUCCUUUGCCCCAUUUUUCUUCUUCCUUUUCUUCCUUGGGUAACACAAUCUAAGCAUCGUUGCUUAUAUUGGGAAGAAAGUGGUCCUGUACUUUCCAAGUUCCCAUACCAUUCACCAAAGCUCUGCCUGUUUAAUUCCUCUGUGUUCACAUCACCUUUUGAGUCACAGUGAGGUGAUAGCUCAGCAGCCAGACAGAACAGUGCACUGACUUGCACACCUGAGUUUAGGACAGCAAGGGAAGAACUGGAACCAGUUUUCCACCUGCCUCCCAGCCUGCUCCAUUGAGCCAGCUGAUGAAUUCUGCCCUCUUGGCUCAAGGCUGAUGGCAAAACACCUUGGAACUUGCUCUUUUCCAACUGCUUUAAAGUCUCGAGAAAUUGCAUAUGUUGUGUGUACACAGGAGUAUUCUCCCACAACUUCACCAUGUGUUUCUUCUGUAGCUAUACUUCUCAUGGUGAUUCCCAAGUAGAUCUCUAGCUUUGGAUUUUACAGAAUGGUUGAGGUUGGACAGGUCCUUUGAUACCAUCGAGUUCAAGCCCUCCUGCUCAAGCAGGGUCACCCAAAGCAAUUUCCCUCAGGUCUUGAGUAGACUCUGAGGGUGGAACCACCACAACUGUGAGAGAGAGCCACUUGCAGUGUAUGACCACAGUUCUAGUCAAAAAGGUUUUUCUUGUGUUCAAAUUUAAUUCCAUGUUUUGCAGUCUGUGCCUUUUUCCUCUUGUCUGCCAGAAGACAAGAGGGUUGAAGAGAGCCUGGCUCUCUGUUCUUCAUUCCCUCCUAUCAGGUGUACAUUGGUAAGAUCCCACCUAAGCCUUCUCCAGGCUAAACAGCCUCAUCUCUCAAAGCCUCAGUUUACCCCGGUGAGUCCCAGUCAUGUACUGGGGUUUCUGCUCCAGACUGGGACAGAGGUGCCUCAGCAGCCUUGAGCAGAGGGCAGAGAUCACUGCUUGAGGACAGUGAUUUGGCAGAGCUCUGCCUAAUUCAGCUCAGGGUGUUGUUGGACACCUUCAGUGUGGGGGUACAGAACUGGCUCUUGGCUAACCUUGGGCUUAGUUCUUGACUACCUCUCAGAGACCCAGUGUUAUUUUCAGGCUGGCAGGCUUCUUUUAUUUUUUUUAAAAGAAGAAAAUGUAUACCUGUAUUGG
Cyanistes caeruleus (blue tit) is the source of this 4496-nucleotide messenger RNA. NCBI's taxonomy places the organism in Eukaryota, Metazoa, Chordata, Aves, Passeriformes, Paridae. The record is from RefSeq and is a predicted model, not a curated record.